Messenger RNA from Penicillium alfredii, 2355 nucleotides. RefSeq lists its product as uncharacterized. The transcript is spliced from 2 exons. Gene Ontology annotation, molecular function: DNA-binding transcription factor activity, RNA polymerase II-specific; zinc ion binding; RNA polymerase II cis-regulatory region sequence-specific DNA binding. Bases 1 to 2355 code for a protein of 784 amino acids. The record is from RefSeq and is a predicted model, not a curated record. NCBI's taxonomy places the organism in Eukaryota, Fungi, Ascomycota, Eurotiomycetes, Eurotiales, Aspergillaceae. Gene Ontology annotation, biological process: DNA-templated transcription; positive regulation of transcription from RNA polymerase II promoter by galactose. Gene Ontology annotation, cellular component: nucleus.
AUGUUCUCGACAUUUUCCACAAAUCUCCAGGAGAAAGCGGCGACCUCUGGCCCCCGCCCGAAGCGCAACCAGGUCGCUCGCGCGUGCGACUGGUGCCGCCUCAACCGGAUCAAAUGCGACGAUUCCCUGCCCUGCCAGAACUGCCGCAGCCGUGGGGGCCAAUGCAGCAAUACUAAGCGAAGGGUCAACGAACUGCAACAACAACUGGAAAAUGCCACCAAGGAGGCCCAAGCCCAAGCAUCAGCCAAAUAUGUGACUCCACCCCACUCUACCGACGCUGGAUGCCCGUCCAUGCAGGAGGAGUCCUUCGCGGCGUCGUCGCGAAAAGGGUGGGAGGGCGUCCAAAGCCCUGAUGCACAGACUGGCCAAGUUAUCUACUUCGGCCCGCUGUCCUCAUCUUAUUUCGGGACUCGCGUGAGUCGCUACUUGGCCGAGGCCUUGAAAUCAUCACAUCCUGAGUUCGAGUGGGCUAAAUGUGCUGGUCGACUCAGCUACCCACCCAGUCCGUGGUCACGACAAUCACAGUCUCAGCAAGACCAGCAAUCAUGUUGGAAUGUCAAUGCCGAUUUCCCAACCAACGCGGUGUCGGAACUGGAUGAAGAUGUUGAAGACCUAUCCCGUGCCCAAGAGGAAUACUUUCUUGACCUGCUCUGGCAAUCCUUCCAUUGCGUUUACCCCAUCAUCGCCGAGUCUGAGUUCCGCGAAUACUAUGACUCACUAUGGGACGCCGACGAUAGCAUACCACGUCGACCCUCUUCAUUAGUGGAUAGCUUGCUGGCGGUUUGUAUGCAAUACGGAAGCACUUUCCUCAUGAGCGAUGGAGACAGCCGGGGAGGUGACGAAGGGUAUCAUGCUGCUAAUGCUUCUAUGACUGGUCAUGCAUUCUACCGGCGGAGUCAGCACCUACUGCUGAAUGAGCUCGAAAGUCCAUCGGUGAUGACCAUGCAGAGCUAUCUCUAUUCCAUUAUCUAUCUGUCCAACACGGCCUUGCUGAACACAGCCCACACCCUUCUGGGGACUGCAUUGAGGGUAGCGCAGAUGCUGCGACUGCAUCUUCGACCCUUGGACGGAACGCCGCAGCGACAGCAGGAAUUGCAUCGCCGGAUCUGGUGGACACUGUACCAAGUGGACAGUCAGCUUUCUAUGGCUUUGGGUCGCCCUCCGCUCAUUCAAAGAGGCGAGAUCGAGGUUAAUAUCACUAAAGAUGGACCGGAGUAUGCCUUCAUGUCGGGGUCAAUGUUGCUGUGUCCCAGCAACGAGGACAUCAGCUGGCUGAGUUUCCAUGCGCAAUGCGUUCGUCUGGUCUCCACCGUACGAUGUGCCCAGAACACUUUCCAAGCGCGAUGCGCUCAGUUGGUCGAGGCAAAAGAUUCACAGGAUAUAUACGGCGACCCAUACAUGAUUGAGGAGCUGGCUGGCUUCCUGGGCCGCGAGGUGCGCGCAGUAUAUGACUGGGUGCGCAAUGUCCCUCGGUCUCUUCAAAACACUCGUAAGGGCUCUGGAGAGCCCUUCUCCACCGAGCGAACUCCACUCAACCUGGAUAAUCUCAGUCCGAUUUGGCUCCAGCGGCAGCGACUUCUGCUUGAGCUGCUCUACCAUCACCUUCAAUUGUCGAACUUCCGCCCAUUCCUACGCUUUCCGCCCGGCGGCUCAUCCAUUACCCCACUGGCCGACUGCCACAGCAUCACCUGUUUGAACCACGCAAUAUCUCUAACGAAUAUCUUGCAUCAAGUUCUCUCAGAAACAGACCUUCUUCGCGGCUGGUCCCCGAUCUUCCAGUAUCAGUGGGACGCGGCUCGUUGUAUUAUGGGGUUUGUUCUCUCGAACCCUGUCUGUCCGCCGAGCCCAACGGCUCGCAAAUUCAUGCAUACGGCCAUUGGAAACUUCGACGUGAUGGGCCAUUACUCUGCCGCUGCCGCCGAGGCAGCCCUGAUCGUGCGCGAGACGGGUGCUUAUGCUGAGAUGCUUGUCGAUCGGUUUCACAAUAGCCUGUCGCUGCGGCGGCCUACGCCAAGGAAUUCGGCCACUCCGUCCAAUUCUUCCUUGUUUGGUUCGUCUACCACAACUCAGGUGCAGAAUCUUGCGGCGCCGGCAUUGACCCCGGAAUAUCUGCAAGAUUUGACUGCUGCGUCCAUCAGGGCUAUUCCCCAGUUGACUGUUGAUGCGCCGCCAUUCCUGAAGGAGAAUGCGGAUAUCUCACUUGACCAGGCACAGCCAGGUGCUGCCGUGACCAUGGCAAUGGAUGACUCGCUGGUGCUGUCGGAGGAUAUGCUCUCGGGCAUCGGGGAGGACUGGAUGCCGAACGAGGGGGGGGCCCUUUUGAACAUUGGAAUCACUUUCCUGGGUAGUAUUUAA